GCUGUCAAAGAGCGCUCAGUCUGCAGCGGAGGCACAAGCAGGACCUGUCUCUGUUUGCCUCAUCUGCCGCAGCAGCACAGGUCCAAACCUUAACAUUUAAAGGACAUACAAGGGCUUUCUGUUUCUGCUCGGCUACAAGAGCUGCCAGACAAGGAAGUGAAGAGAUCAAAUAUCAACUAAACCUGAGCUGUCUAUUCUGUUUCUCCUCUAUUUCCUCCUUCCUGUUCUUUGUUUUCGACCAGCAGAAUCCCUGACAAAGCAGCUCAUCAUCACAACAACAGCCUCUGAAGACAUCGUGAGGAUAUUUUGCAAAAAACCUUCGAUCUCAAUGCGACACACUAGGACUAGUCCUCUGGGGAUCUGCAGUGUGUGACUGAGUGUGUGCGUGUCCCUACCACAUAGGGCCCCCACCACAUUGUGUGUCCGUGUGUGAGCAGGCUAAUGCUCGCGGUAGUGUGGUCAGGGCCAGAGGAGGAUGAGUCCGGCUGUGGAGGCUCAGGCCCAGGAGGCCAUGGAUGCAGAGCAAAAGCAAAAGCAGCAGCAGCAGCAGCAGAACCAGCUGAAGAACCAGCUGCAACACCAACAGUGCUACAUGGAGAAAGGGGUGAUGCUUGAGCCCUUCGUGCACCAGGUGGGGGGACAUUCCUGUGUUCUGCGUUUUGGGGAGCAAACCAUCUGCAAGCCCCUCAUUCCCCGUGAACAUCAGUUCUACAAGAGUCUGCCUGCUGCAAUGAGGAAGUUUACCCCACAGUACAGAGGUGUGGUGUCAGUAAGCUUUGAGGAGGAUGAAGAAGGGAAUCUUUGCCUAAUCGCCUACCCGCUCCACAGUGAUCCAGCAGCAGAUCUAGAGAACAAGGACCACUCAACAGACUGUGAGCCCAAGAGUAAGAUGCUCAAGUGGGGGAAAAUGAUGGCAUCCUCACUGCUCGUGGACAGUGAAAAUUACAGCAAAGAUGGCCGAAUCCGCCACUCUCGCAAAGACAAGGACAAGAGUGUUCACAUGCUGCCUGAGGACAUGGAGCUGGAGUGGCUGCAGCAGGCCGAGGUGCUGUAUUAUCGACUGGAGCACAGUCACAGUAACGCCGUCCCACAGCUCAAACACAACCCCUGGAGCCUCAAGUGUCACCAGCAGCACCUGCAGAGGAUGAAAGAGAAUGCGAAGCACCGCAACCAGUACAAAUUCAUCCUGCUAGAGAACCUAACCUGGCAGCACACUGUGCCAUGUGUGUUGGAUCUGAAGAUGGGCACACGGCAGCAUGGAGACGAUGCUUCAGAGGAGAAGAAGGCCGUGCAGAUCCGCAAGUGUCAGCAGAGCACAUCAGCCUCGAUAGGAGUCCGCCUCUGUGGCAUGCAGGUGUACCAAUCUGACACAGGCCAGCUGAUGUUUAUGAACAAGUAUCAUGGCCGCAAAUUGACCCUGCCGGGCUUCAAGGAGGCUCUGUUCCAGUUCUUCCACAGCGGACGGCGUCUAAGACGUGAACUGCUCUCCCCGGUGCUGAGCAGACUCAGAGACAUGCAAGCCGCCUUGGAAGGAUGCGAAUCGUACCGUUUCUACUCCAGUUCCCUCCUCAUCAUCUAUGAUGGAUCACCACACAGGAAACACACACGCCGACGCACUGAAGACGGACUUUCUGAAGAGGAUGAGGAUGAUGAGGAGGACGAGGAGGUGGAAGCUGAACCAGAAAUGGAGGAGGAAGAGGAAGAGGAGGAGGACGGUGAAGUUGCAGGUGCACUUGGUUUUCCACACAGCCCCUCCACAUCAAGCGAUGGCAGCAGCAGUUGCUCCAGCAGUAGCAGCAGUGCCGGGAGCUCAGGUAUGAGCCAGGCUCGUCUGUCCCGCUCAGACUCCCGCAGCCCUGUGGUGGAUGUCAGGAUGAUAGACUUUGCCCACACCACUUGCAGACAUUACCGGGAGGACAGUGUGGUUCAUGAGGGCCAGGACAGCGGCUACAUAUUUGGUCUCCAGAACCUGAUCACCAUCAUCUCCGAGCUGGAGAACCACAGCACAGACUGAAGACACACAUCAAGUCAAACACAGAGACACAAUAGCACACUCUCUGACCCUUGGAGGAACAGAGGAGGGAAGGACUACACAGAGAUUUCUAAUCUCGUCUUCAAAAUUGGACCUUGUUGUAGCUGGUCUUUUCAUUGGACCCCCUUCCUGUUUCUGCCAUUGGUGCUUUUUGAUGUUGUGUACGUCCGUCUUCGGGAUAUGAAGCAAACCUGCAAGUAACAUAGAAGAGCCAUCUGUGUGAAUGAUGCAGUGAUUUACCCGUUGUCAUCCUUCUGUGUUAACCCACCUAACCAUGAAGAUGAAGGGUAGGCAGCAAAUAAAAGCAGUUUGAAGUGUCAGAGAGUAGAGACGUUUUCCUUGUGUCUGAUUUCCAAAGAAGGUGUCGUCAUUUUGCACACAUGAACAUGCACUUCAAGACUCUGCUGAGUGAGUGUGUGUUUAGACUGAGACAGGGCUAUCAAAGAGAGUGGAGCUGUAUGAGGACGAGAGCCACUGAGCUCACACCCUUCAUUCUUCUCUUUCGCCGGUUGAUUCUACCAUCCUUCUCCCCCUGCUCAUCUUCACUCAGAGACUAUAUUCAUAUAGGUGUCAGAGACAGAUGAUAUAGAGCCAUUUAUUUAUUUGACAUGUUUCAUAAAAUAAACUAAAAGUUCAAAAAAGAAUGUGAAUGGAGAGUAGUACAUUCCAUGUUAUUAAUGUUACAAUAAUGAUAUUAAUUAAUAUUGUUAUUUGACAUGUUUGGAUACCUCUAUCUUGUAUAUCUGUGUUGUCCACAGUUUGUUGGAGGAGAAAUUAAAGAUGUUGGUUUGUGUAA
Messenger RNA from Amphiprion ocellaris (clown anemonefish), 2828 nucleotides. RefSeq names its product inositol hexakisphosphate kinase 2-like. The transcript has 5 exons. Bases 476 to 2014 code for a protein of 512 amino acids. NCBI's taxonomy places the organism in Eukaryota, Metazoa, Chordata, Actinopteri, Pomacentridae. Gene Ontology annotation, cellular component: nucleus; cytoplasm. The record is from RefSeq and is a predicted model, not a curated record. Gene Ontology annotation, biological process: phosphatidylinositol phosphate biosynthetic process; inositol phosphate biosynthetic process. Gene Ontology annotation, molecular function: inositol hexakisphosphate kinase activity.